CCUUCAGACCCACGCCGAAAUGCGCGUCCUUUUCAAAUUUUUCACACAUUUCGGCAAGCCUUUCUUCAGAGAGUUUGUUACUUAUACAGAGCGAGUUUUAAGGUUUGUUUGCCUAUUCCCACUGCAAGAAAAGAUGGAAAGAAAUUCAAGGAAAAGAAGUGCUCCAGCGCGUCUAAGAGAAGAACUUUGGUACCUUGUAAAAUAUGAGGAUGAUGAAAAUUUGAGAGUGCUUGCUGAAGAGGAAGUUCGACACAUCUUCCCUGACGACGAAGAAGACAAUGAAAUGCAAGUUGGGGAUAUCGUUAAUGCUUUGUGGAUCCCCAAUGGUAAAUACUAUGAUGCCAAGAUACUAAACAAAGGGGCGGAUAAGAACGAGCUUAUGAAGGAGAGGAUGCAAUUAGAAAAAGAAAAGAAGAAUGGAAACAAAGGACAGGAGCCCAAAGCACAGAAAAAAAGAAAGCAUCCUGAAGGAGACAAGGAAAACCAGAAAAAGAAAAAGAAGCAGGAGUCAACAGAGAGUGCUAAAGAAAAGGAGCAGGCUGUCCAAAACAAGGAAGAGAAAAGGAAGAAGAAAGAACAGGAGCAAGAAAGACAGAAGAUGAUGCUGGAAGCAAGAAAGGCCCAGGCUAUAAGUCGAUGGGUUGCUUCUACAACAGCAACUACACACAAUGAUGAGGUUACAAUUGUAAAUGAUUCACCCAGCGUCACUUUCACACCCCAACCACUUCGCCAAGCCAACUCUUCGAACCAGUCACCAAUGACUCCAGCUCGCAUCGCUUACACAUCAGGCAGAACCCCAAGCACAACUCCUGAGUCAAUGCGAUCAACCAUACAAGAAUCUUCAGUAGCCAACCUAACUGUGCCUGGAAGUUCUACUGGUACCAAAUCAUUCACCAGAACCCCAAACACCAGUGUUAUCUCCACUCCAGGAUCAGUGCAAUCGAAGCAGAGCUCUUCAGCUGCUAACCCAAAGCCAGCUGCUACUAAAACAAAGGGAACCCGUGAGCCCAAGAGAGGUCUUCAUUUUCAAAGUGCCAUUGCAGACAACAGUGAUGAUGAAAUGGAGGAGGAGGUGGUGGGGGAACAAAUCCUUGAGGAUGCUGAUGCUUUUAGUAGUGACUGCUGUAAAGAACAGAGGAUGGAGAUAAAAGCGUUAAGGAAGCGGCUGGAGAAAGUGCACAAGAGACUCAACAUAGCAUUAAAAUCAAAGACAUCUGCAGAAGUUAUAAACAACAGACCAGGAGCUGGAGUAGUGGACAGCACAUUGGCUGCUGAAUACAAGAUGGUAGAGGUCAUGGAGGGAUCCAGUGUCUUCUGGUACCCUCACCAACGGGCCUACUGUUCUGCGUUCAAGUCCUGGUCCGGAUAUGUCAACGCUGUUGUUGACAUAUUCUUCACCAAAGAAACACUUGCAAUUUCAAGUGCAAGGGGAAGUGAUAGAAAAGGCAAAAGCGGUGAUGCAAACAUUCCGUUGACCCCCCUCAUCGUUGAUGCCCUUGUUGGUAAAGUCUGUUCAAAGUUUUCAAAGGACUCUCCUCAACCGAGCCAAAUCAUACAGAAGAUAAACAUGAAAUGUGUGGAAGCUAGAAGGCCCCCAAGAGUACGAGAGCAACGAGCAGAAUGAACACUUUUUAUAAUUACUGUAAAACUGUUUAACUUCAAGAGUUUACCAAUUUCAUUAUGUUGACCACAAAGAAAAUUUCUGUUUGAUAAUGUUGACCAAAAUA
Molecule: messenger RNA, 1727 nt
Organism: Stylophora pistillata
Lineage: Eukaryota; Metazoa; Cnidaria; Anthozoa; Scleractinia; Pocilloporidae
Molecular function (GO): DNA binding
Source: RefSeq, a predicted model, not a curated record